UCUCCCUCUCCCUCUCCCUCUCUCCCUUGUUUCCAAAAUGGAUCGUCAACUUCUUCUUGAAGCAACAGGAACGCUUUUAGCCUUCCUUGUACUCUAUUGCCUGUGGAAGUCGAAAGCCAGUACGGGUAUUAAUGCGCCGGAGCCAAAAGGUGCGUGGCCGAUUAUAGGCCACCUCCAUCUUCUAGGUGGAAAAACUCCGGUUUUCCGGACUCUCGCAGCCAUGGCCGACAAACAUGGGCCCAUUUUCACUAUCCAAAUUGGUAUGCGGCGGGCCCUAGUGGUGAGCGGCAAGGAAACCAUCAUGGAAUGCUUCACCACCAAUGACUGCGCUUUUGUUUCACGCCCGAAGUCUGCCGCCGUGAAAUACAUGGGGUAUGAUGGUGCCAUUUCAGCGCUCGGUCCUCAUGGUCCCUACUGGCGUGAGCUUCGUAAGGUGAUGACUCUUGAGCUCUUAUCGAACCGUCGCCUGGAGCUUUUGAAGCACAUGCGGGCCUCGGAGGUGGGCUUGUGUAUCAAUGACUUGUACUCACUGUGCGUCAAACAAUUGAAUGGUGUUUCUGAAGGAGGAGAUAACUGUCAUAAACCUGGUGCUACAAAGGUAGACAUGACUCAUUGGUUUCGGCUAGUAACUAUGAACCUAAUGCUCCGGGCAAUUGCAGGGAGACGAUAUGGCCUCAGUGAGGAUGAGAAAGACGGGGAGGCUAGGCUUUUCACCAGAGCCAUGGACCAGUUUAUGUUUCUUACUGGAUCUUUCGAGUGCUCUGAUGUGAUACCAUUCAUCGGGUGGAUGGAUUUGCAAGGACAUUUGACAUUGAUGAAGCAAAAUGCCAAAGUGAUGGACUGUUUCAUGAGCAGAUGGCUGGAAGAACAUGUCCAGAGCCGGAAAAACGGCCAGGUGAAACAGGAACAGGACUUUAUGGACGUGUUGUUGUCUAUAUUUCCGGAAGAUGGCAUGGAACAUGGUCACACUAACAAGAGCAUCAUCAAGGGAACUGCCCUGAGUCUUAUCCUAGGAGGCUCUGAUACCACAACAGCUGCCAUGAUAUGGGCACUCUCCCUCCUCCUAAACCACAACAAAUACCUCAAACUUGUCCGACAAGAACUAGACAUGCACGUUGGCAGAGAAAGGUGGGUGGAGGAAUCUGAUAUCAAAGACCUAAUCUACCUCCAGGCCGUCGUCAAGGAAACAUUGCGACUCUACCCUCCGGGCCCCUUGUCGAUCCCCCGCGAAUCAAUAGAAGAUUGUCAUGUGGCCGGGUACUUUGUUCCUAAAGGGACUCGCCUGAUAGUGAACGUAUGGAAGUUGCAUCGCGAUCCUCGUGUUUGGACUGAUCCUUGUGAGUUUCGGCCUGAGAGGUUUCUUGAUAGUAAUGCAAAAGCUGGUGAAAGAGGGCGCGAAUAUGAGUUCGAGUAUUUACCGUUCGGUUCAGGGAGAAGAUCGUGCCCAGGAGCUAGGGCAGCGCAUCUGAUGAUGCACUUGACGCUUGCUUGUUUGCUUCAGGGAUUCGACAUCGCAACGCCGACAAAUGAGGCUGUGGACAUGAGUGAGGGAUUGGGGCUAACCUUGCCUAAAGCAACUCCGCUUGAGGUCGUGGUCUCCCCACGCCUUAAACGUGAGCUUUACCUGCAGUAGAGCAGACAUAGUACGUGGAGUAAGGGGUGUCUGUAACAUGGAAAAUAAAGUGGAAAAUUACUUUGUGAUAUGAGGGAGAGGUCUUGUUGUUUGAAAGGGAAAUGAUUGGGUGAGAUUUAUGAAGGGUAAGGGGUGGGGUAGGUGUACAUUAGCAUGUAUGUGAAUCAAAUUAGGCCUCCUAAGUGCACUUCCUUUUUUUGUCUUUAUUUAUACGAACUUAUAAAAAUAUCCUCCAUGCAUUCUUGGAAAAGUCUUCAAUACAUACCAUUUUA
Molecule: messenger RNA, 1905 nt
Organism: Rhododendron vialii
Lineage: Eukaryota; Viridiplantae; Streptophyta; Magnoliopsida; Ericales; Ericaceae
Product: xanthotoxin 5-hydroxylase CYP82C4-like
Exons: 4
Coding region: 38-1633 (531 amino acids)
Biological process (GO): defense response to other organism
Molecular function (GO): iron ion binding; heme binding; monooxygenase activity
Source: RefSeq, a predicted model, not a curated record